GAACAGAUUUGUUAGUUACGCGUCUCGUAACAGACGUUGUAAGGAUACCAGAACCGACCCUGAUCUUACAUAAGAAUACUAUGCUUCGCCUGAGGCUAUAGGAGUGUGCGUAUCCCGGCGGCAUCUGGCCGUUUGCUUUAGCUUGUAUUCCCUGUCCUUGGGCAUAGACAACUACUCCUCCAUCAUAUAGGCCUUUUUUCAACAAACUGAGUCGUGAUGACCGAUAGCGCUAAAUGCAACGGAAUUGUCCACUUGCUUUUUUUUUUUUAUUUUACAAAACAUUACUUUUAUUCACGGUUUGGACAAACAACAUCUGAAAGACAAAUUGUUUGGCUUUGGUUGUCACUUAAUGACUCAAGUAAGUGUGUCUUGUGUUCUUGCUCAAUCAAGGCAAUGGUGUCCAAAUAUUCCUAAAUAAUUUAAUCAAUGUUUGUUUGCUUGGUUUAAGAACUUACUUUCAACUUCAAGAAAAAUACAAAAAAAUUCAAAUUGCACUAACAAAAAAAAAAAUAAAGAUUGCAUACCUCUUUAGA
Gilbertella persicaria is the source of this 533-nucleotide messenger RNA. RefSeq lists its product as uncharacterized. Lineage: Eukaryota; Fungi; Mucoromycota; Mucoromycetes; Mucorales; Choanephoraceae. The transcript has 2 exons. The record is from RefSeq and is a predicted model, not a curated record. Bases 217 to 414 code for a protein of 65 amino acids.